Molecule: messenger RNA, 372 nt
Organism: Beauveria bassiana ARSEF 2860
Lineage: Eukaryota; Fungi; Ascomycota; Sordariomycetes; Hypocreales; Cordycipitaceae
Exons: 1
Coding region: 1-372 (123 amino acids)
Source: RefSeq, a predicted model, not a curated record
AUGUACGACCUAGAAUGGACCUGGCCCGCCUGGAAGUUCGGGUUACAGAUUGACGACCAAUUCAAAGAACUCCAAGAACUCUACAACACCUUUCCAUCAGCAAUUCAGAAUCCACAGGCGUUCCACCUCGACCUUUUGGAAAUCGCCACCAAGGCAACAACCAAGGAGGAGCUUUACAAAGAGCUAGCUAUUCGAAGGCAAACACGCUUUUUCGAGCUCAAUCACAGCCUCGGAUCACCGAGUUGUGAGAUCGUGGCCAACCCAGCCUUACUCGCCGUUUCGCAGUGGCAUCACGCUGUGCAGAUCUUUCGCACAGGAUCGCUAGAUUCACUGGUCAAAUAUUUUGCAUCCUACCUCACCAGCGUUGGCUGA